GGCCUUGGAGGCCGAUGAGGCAGCCAUCUUUUUUUGGUUAUGUUGUUUCAGUUCCGCUCUUCACGACCCAUUCAAAGCUCUGAGAUCUCAAAAUACUUCACGGAGGAGGAGAAAACAGGCCCACUCUGCCUUCCUAGGACUCUGUUUCCGAAGAAGGAAAAAGAAAAAAUGAGCAUGUUCAAGGAGGCAGUGACGUUCAAGGACGUGGCUGUGGCCUUCACCGAGGAGGAGCUGGGGCUGCUGGACUCCGCCCAGAGGAAGCUGUACCAGGAUGUGAUGCUGGAGAACUUCAGGAACCUGGUCUCAGUGGGAUAUCAAUAUUUCAGACAAGAUAUAUCAUAAAUAGAAAGAGAAGAGAGGCUUUGGAUGAUGAAGACAUCACCCCAGAUAGAGAAAAAAUUAGGUAAAAACUAGCAAUUGUGAGUUCUCGUAGUUAACUGUCCAUCUGUUUUGUUUCUCGCCACCACUAGGGCCUCACGCAGUCCAAUCUGCCAAAUCUCUCCUGGAUUAUUGCAGCAGCCUUCAUACUGGUUGCCCGCUUCCACCUGUGCCCUUCUAUGGUCUGUUCUCUGAGUGGCAGCCAGAAUGAUCCUUUGUAAUCUUAAAUCAGAUUAUCUUAUUCCUCUGCUCAAUAUUCUCUUAUGGCUUAUGUUACUUAGAGUAAAACCCACGUAAAGUGGCUUCUAGGGGCCUCUGUGGUCUGCCGUUUGUCCCCCAGUGCCUCUGAGUACAUCUCCAAUCCUCUCCCUCUUACUGUUUUUUCCAUCUGCAUUGUCCUGCUGUUUCUCAGACCUGCCAAGGAUGCUUCUGCCUCAGAUACCUUUACUUGUUCUCUCUGCCUGGAAUAUUCUUUCAUCUACAAUCCUUCAGGCCCCUUCUUUACUUCGGGUCACUCGGUUUUAAUGUCCUGAAAGGGCUGUCCUCUGACAACCCUUUUGGAAAUAUGAUCCCCUCUUUACUUUCAGUGCUCAGCCUGAUUUUGUAUCUAAGCAUUGAUCAUUCAACCUCACAUGUAUUUUUGAUCACUCAUUUAUCGCCUUUCUCCCCGCAGUGAAGGAUUGAAGGAAUUUCCAGGAUUGAAGUAAUUUUGUCUUUUUGUUUGUUUUUCUGUCCUCGGUGCUUAGAAUCGUCCUGGUACCUGCAAGGGCUCUGUAGAUAUUUGUUGAAUAAGUGAAUGAGGUAGCGAACAGAGAAAUCUGUCUUUCAUGAAAUAGCUAAUAGGUGGUGAACAAAUCUAAAUAAGGAAUAUUGCAAAACUUGUUUGUCUUCACAUGAAUUUCUAACCUAGUUCUAAUUCUCAGGCGCCCAUUGGUGUGUGUGGGUGUGCGUGCGCACAACUUACUAUCUAAUUAGGUCGGUGCAGACCUGUAACAUUGUAGUUUAACCAAACUGAGUAACAAGCUUCCCCUGUGACUUUCUUUGAGCCAUUUAGUAGCAGAGCAUAUUCAUUUGCAGGGAGGUAAUAUUUCUUUGAAUCAGAAUUCUUAUGUCCAAUUCUUAGGAACUUUCCCCACAGAAGGAAAAAAAAAUCUAUUUCCUUAUCACUUAUGUGUAGGUUUUUAUGUAUGACUUUAGAAAGCAUUUCAUGUCGUGAAACCUUUACUGCUUGUAAUGAUUUUCUGAUAGGUUCUAGUCUGUUUCUUGUAACUACUUAACCACAAGCUACUGAAUUUAUUUCACAGCUGUCUAAUAAACUGCACCCUCACUUUGGAAAUCAUA
This is a messenger RNA of Pteropus alecto (black flying fox), 1719 nucleotides long. RefSeq names its product zinc finger protein 227-like. Gene Ontology annotation, biological process: regulation of DNA-templated transcription. The coding region runs from base 40 to 342 and encodes 100 amino acids. The transcript is spliced from 5 exons. NCBI's taxonomy places the organism in Eukaryota, Metazoa, Chordata, Mammalia, Chiroptera, Pteropodidae. The record is from RefSeq and is a predicted model, not a curated record.